UCAAGAUGCGCAGCAAGAAAAGAACGUGACCAUGCAUGGGUUAAUAGAUUACUUAAAAACUGAAGUAAGCCAGGAUGAUUGCUUGCAAACUGACUGUAAACUAGAGUCUGGCAGCAUGACUGAGGGAGAGGUGAAAGAGAGCAGUGACACAGUGUUAAGCUCAGCAAGGACAGGUAAUGAAAAAAGUGGAGACAUCCCUGAAACUGGUACUGCCAGGAUGUUAGUCACUGCUGAGGGAGACCUAGCUAUAAACACCAGCACUGGGGAGCAGGAGGCACACCUGUACAGAAAUCACUCUCCAGCCCUCCCUGCGAUGGAGCAGGGCGAGCACUCUGCAUGUGCAGGUGGUGUUGUUGCUGAAAAUCAGCCAAGCAAGAUGAAUUCAGAGCACGAAAUCUCCCUCGAGGAUGCCAAAGGAGAGCUAUCACCACUGGCAUUAACUGAGCCUAAGAGCCUUGACCUCAGUGAACCUCAAGAUAUGGCUGUGGCAGGAUUACCCACUGAAAGCCCUGCUGGGCCAGGUGAUGAUAAUCAGUUGGCUUCUCCCCUGGAUCCCUGUGAGCAUCCCUCAGCCGUGUGUGCAGCCUCUGGCAAUGCUGUCCCCGUGGGAGCUGCUGAGCUGACUGCAGCCAGCACUUCCAAGCCUGAUAGCUGCGAGGGAGUUGAUAAGCACGUGUCUGAGGAUGUACCUUUGGCUGUGGCCCCUGGUGAUGGUGUAGAGCUGCCUGUUGAAGAAACCAAAGGUUUCACAAGGGAAAAAAAAAGGAGCUCCGACUCUGAAGAAGCAUUUGAGACCCCGGAGUCCACUACACCUGUCAAGGCACCACCUUCACCUCCACAGCCUCCCCCUGAAGCAGCAGCAGCAGCAGCAGAAGUUGUUGCAGACGUAGCAGAGCAAGAAAUAAAACCUCAGCUGCCCGUGGAAGAUACAGGGCUGUGUGCAGAAGCUGAGCCCGUAACCGAUGUGUCACACAGCGAGCCAGUUCAGGAGAGCCCCUUCCGUCCCCCCUGCCAUUCCUUCUCCACUGUCUUCGACGAGGACAAGCCCAUAGCCAGCAGUGGAACCUACAACUUGGAUUUUGAUAACAUUGAGCUGGUCGAUUCUCUCCAUGCCUUAGGACCGAGCUCUGCAGAGCCCAAGAAUCGUGACCCCAAAGCAAAUGUCCGGAGAAAAUCCACGGAUUCGGUCCCAGUGUCCAAAUCCACGUUGUCUCGGUCCCUCAGCCUGCAGGCCAGUGAUUUUGAUGGAGCAUCUUUCCUUGGCAACAGUGAGACAUUAGCACCCUCAGCAGAUGCCUACGGUACUGGUUCCAGCAGCGCUUCCAGUACCCUCAAGAGAACAAAAAAGCCCAGACCAGCUUCCUUAAAAAAGAAGCAGUCGGCCAAAAAACCUCUGGAUGCUCCGCUGGUGAAGGAAACCCCACAAGAACCGCCCGAGCUUGGCCAAGCAGCUUGUGAGGACAAAGCACCUGAGGUGAAGGCUGACUCAGCAAAGCCUGAAUGUACUGAACCUUCCAAAAUCUCUGCUGAGAAAGAGGAGGCCCCGUCUGUGCCUGAAGGAUCCGAGCCCUCGGAUCUGGACCAUUUGGAAGGGAUUGGUGCAUUCGGCUCCGGAGGCAGCAAGGUGCAGAACUCCCCUCCUGGCAGCAGGAAAACGCUGCCUCUAACCACGGCCCCCGAGGCUGUGGAGGUGACUCCGCCAGACACCGGGGGACAGGAGGACCCUCCCAUCAAAGCAGUGAGGCUGGAGUUUGACUAUUCCGAGGAGAAAGGGGGGAGUGAAGAGCAGCAGGAGAGCGCUCCUCCUCCCAAAAAAGCAGGGAAAAAGCCUGGUGCUAAAAUGCCGCUCCGGAGGCCAAAGACUAAAAAGCCGGUGGAGAAGCUUGACAAUGCUCCGACCACCCCGACCAAGUCGCCCACUGAUCCAAAUGAAAUCCCCAUCACUAAAGGCUCUUACACUUUUGAUAUCGACAAGUGGGACGAUCCCAAUUUUAACCCCUUCUCAUCCAGUUCAAAAAUGCAGGAAUCUCCCAAACUGCCUCAACAAACGUACAGCUUCGAGCCGGACAUGUGUGAGGACUCCAUUGAUCCUUUCAAGACUUCUUCUAAGAUUGCCAGCUCGCCUUCCAAAUCUCCAGCUUCCUUUGAGAUACCAGCCAGUGCCAAUGAAACAAAUGGGACAGAAGGAGACAGCCUGAACAAACCUGCCAAGAAGAAGAAGACGCCAUUAAAAACUGAUACAUUUAGGGUGAAAAAAUCACCAAAAAGAUCUCCACUAUCUGAUCCUCCUUCUCAGGAUCCCACUCCACUGCCAACUCCAGAAACACCUCCUGUCAUCUCCACGGUGGUUCACGCCACGGAUGAGGAGAAGCUGGCGUCCUCUGUGACAGGGCAGAAAUGGACCUGCAUGACUGUGGACCUGAACACGGACAAGCAGGACUACCCCCAGCCCUCUGACCUGUCCACCUUUGUCAAUGAGACCAAGUUCAACUCUCCCACAGAGGAAUUGGAAUAUGGCAACUCAUAUGAAAUAGAAUAUAUGGAGAAAAUAGGCUCCUCUGUGCCUCAGGAUGACAGCACCCAGAAGAAGCAGUCCUUGUACCUAAUGUUUGAUGCCCAGCAGGAGAGCCCAGUGAAAUCACCUCCCAUCAGAUUGUCUGACUCCACAACUCCCUGCUCAGGGUCGAGUUUUGAAGACCCCGAAGCCCAGCAGUCCUCUGGCAUGAAAAUCCCACACCCAGCGUCCCGAGUCCUCGCUGCCAGCCAGGAGGCACAUUUACAGUCCCCUGACAAGGCCAAGCAGAAGGACCUGGAGCCCAUGACCCUGGGAACAACUCCAGAGGCCAUUGAAAUUGCUUCUCCUGAAGACUCCUUUGUCUCUGCUGAUGCUCUUCUCAAUAGGAUAUCUAAGAAAGCCUCAUUAUGUGAUCAGCCUGAAUAUCUAGAUCCUGACCUGGCAGAAAAGAACCCCCCAGUAUUUGCUCAGAAACUUCAGGAGGAGCUAGAGUUUGCUGCCAUGAGGAUAGAAGCUCUGAAGUUAGCCAGGCAGAUUGCCCUGUCCUCCCUGCGCUCCAAGAGAGAACCUGCUAUCCCAGCAGAUGUUUCCAUCUCCAAAAGCGCUCUGUACUCCCGCAUCGGCGCCUCAGAUGCAGAAAGCACCACGGCUCUGCUCUACCCCCAGCAGGACCUGGACUCUGCACUACGGCUGGCCAGGGCAGAGAUUGUGGCCAAGGAAAGGGAAGUAUCUGAGUGGAAAGAGAAAUAUGAAGAAAGCAGAAGGGAAGUGAUGGAAAUGAGAAAAAUAGUUUCGGAAUACGAGAAGACGAUUGCUCAGAUGAUAGAGGAUGAACAGAGAGAGAAAUCUGUCUCCCACCACACUGUUCAGCAGCUCAUAGUGGAGAAGGAGCAAGCUCUGGCCGAUCUGAACUCAGUGGAGAAAUCCCUGGCAGAUCUUUUCAGGAGAUACGAGAAGAUGAAGGAAGUCCUGGAGGGGUUUCGGAAGAAUGAAGAAGUGUUGAAGAAAUGUGCGCAGGAAUAUUUGUCACGAGUGAAGAAGGAGGAGCAGAGGUACCAGGCACUCAAAAUUCAUGCUGAGGAGAAACUGGACAGAGCCAAUGCUGAAAUUGCACAAGUGAGAGGCAAGGCCCAGCAGGAGCAGGCAGCGUACCAGGCCAGCCUUCGCAAGGAGCAGCUCAAAGUGGAUGCCUUGGAGAGAACACUGGAACAAAAGAAUAAAGAGAUAGAAGAAUUAACAAAGAUUUGUGAUGAACUGAUUGCCAAAAUGGGGAAAAGCUAACUUUUAACCAAAUUUCUGGACUUCGAUACUGAGUGCAAUAUGACCAUUGGCACACUGAUGUCCAUACAUUUAUGUGGACAGGUUAUAUUUUCACUUUUUCGUAUGCACUACUGUAUUUUCUUUCUAAAUAAAGUUGAUUUAAUUGUAUGCAGUA
Messenger RNA from Zonotrichia leucophrys gambelii, 3950 nucleotides. It is a transcript of the gene TACC2, whose product is annotated as transforming acidic coiled-coil containing protein 2. Bases 32 to 3796 code for a protein of 1254 amino acids. The record is from RefSeq and is a predicted model, not a curated record. Gene Ontology annotation, cellular component: cytoplasm. The transcript is spliced from 19 exons. Lineage: Eukaryota; Metazoa; Chordata; Aves; Passeriformes; Passerellidae. Gene Ontology annotation, biological process: mitotic spindle organization; cerebral cortex development; cell population proliferation.